UUCACACAGCAUUUGUAUAUUGUGCUUCCAUGGGGUACUGGGAAGUUUAUGGUCAUAGGGUUGGCUCAGUGCGCAUGCAUGACUCCGAGGAGGGGCCAUGUUGUUGGAAUGAGCACGGUAAUUUGAGGUCUCUUCAAGUAAUUGUGCUUGAGCUUUUUAAGCAUCCCCAUUUAGCCCCCCAUAGCAUUAAAUUGCAGUUUCUUGACAAACACUCCUAAUGGCACAACAAUGGUUUUUCAGGCAAUAAUUUCUUGAAAAGUAAAAGCUCUUGUCAAGCAAUUGCAAUCAUCUCUUUGGUGGGGGUUGGGCAGUUUUGAAUGCUUCAAUGGGACAUAUGUUAUCAAGAACAAGUAUUACCAUUGCAUUGUACUCGUUUAUAAUGUGCUAAAAUGUCUCUUGCUUUUUGACUACACAAGUGUCUACCAAAAUAGACAUAAUUAUUGAAUCUUAUAGGUUGCUAACUAAUAUACAAAUAGCUAAAUACCUUGCCCAAGAUAUCUUGGACAAUGGACUAAAAUGGGCAAUGGAUGUCUCUAAGUGACAUGCAGUUAUUUAAUCCUCUGUGGUUAAAUAUUAUAGAUAAUGAUAAAAGUUUAGUGGUCCAGAAUAUAGAAUUAAAAUGUGAAUACAGUAUAGAUGUGUCAUAGAAAAGUCUUUUUCAGAAGCAUUCUCUACUCUGAAAUUACAUCAUGAUGGACACAGAUUUAGAUACAAUACAGCUAGAGACCACCAUUUUCCCAUUCAGACAUUUAGGUCUUCAAGCACUCAAAGUGCAUUCUAGUAAUCCAUGAAAUGUCCCUGCAUUACAAACCAUAAAAAUUGCAAAUUUGAAAGCUCAAUUGGAAAUAAUAUGCUUUGCCAAAUAGAACAAAGACUUGUUAGGAAAGGUUUCCAAAAUGAAUGUUAGACUGCUGUUAAAAAAGGUUCUUAAGCAGAUUCUAGAUUACGCAGUCUACCAAGUUUUAAUAAGUGUUUAAGAAAUGCUCUGAUGUAUGCAUAUAUACUGCCCAUGUCACUCUGACAGUUGUGACAGUUGGUCACAUCUCAGUCUUGAGCUGAAAGUGACUGUUGGUCUCAGUGCGUGGUUUGACUCAGACCAGCGUGCUUCUCAGAGAGAUUUUUCCAAGUGACUACUUGCGAAUUUUUUACCUGAUCAAAGCGAAUUCCCCAAUUAUGGGUGAAAAAAUGCCUCCAGCUAUGGAGAAGAGUACUCCUCCAAUAAGGAGUGAGGAAAAAGAUCUACUGAUUCCAGCUUCAAUUGAAGAGAUGGAAAAGAAGAAGAAGGUUAACAUCAGGAUGAAGAGAAAGAUGGACAACGAAGGCAGCACUGAGGGAAAAAGUAGGAGAAAAAGGAAGGAAAAGGUGAAGAGACAUCAGUGCAGUGACUACAUCAAGGAAGAAGAAGAAAAGGAAGGAGGAAGAAAAAGACCCCAAAGCAAUGAGGGCACCAUCAAAACCGAAGAGGUGGAAAAGAAGAACACAGUUAACAUCAGGAUGAAGAGAAAGAUGGACAGCAAAGGCAGCACUGAGGGAAAAAGUGGGGAAAAAAGAAAGAAAAAGGCGAAGAGACAUCAGUGCAGUGAAAAAGAAGGAGGAAGAAAAAGACCCCAUGAGGACACCACCAAAGCAGAAGAAGGAGGAAGUGGCCAGAAGAGACCCCUCCUAGAAGACGACAUUCCUCUCCCCGAGGCAGUCAGCAGGUGUAAGAUCCACGCUGAGCUUGGGAGUGGCUCAUAUGGCAAAGUGUUAUUGGCAUCUUUGCCCAACAAAAGCGAGCAUGUAGCCAUAAAGGUGAUGAAGAAAGGUGACUACAUCCCUCCUACCAGCAUCAUAGAGGCUAACGUGCUAAAGAUCGCUGCUGGGUGCCCGUACCUUUGCCAUUCCUAUGGAGCAUUCCAUACUCAGUGGCAUUCUGUGUUUGUCAUGGAAUAUGUCAACGGAGGUACCUUACACGAUCAAAUGAACAACAUAGGACUUCCGCGCAUGGACACAUUAAUAUUCUACGCUGCGGAGAUGGUGUGCGGCUUGCAGUUUCUCCACGAGAACGGGAUUAUACAUCGGGAUCUGAAACCAGCGAAUGUCCUAGUGACCAGCGAGGGACAUUUAAAGAUUUGUGACUUUGGAUUGGCGGCUGAGGGCAUCUCUGGGAAUAAGAAAACCAGAGGACUAGUAGGAACAUUACCCUACAUGGCCCCAGAGCUGUUGAAAGAAAAGGAGUAUGAUGCAGGGAUAGACUGGUGGUCCCUGGGAGUCAACAUAUAUUUGAUGGCCACCGGAUCUCAUCCAUUCUACAAGGGCGAUAACAUGAUGGAGUUCAGUGAAGCCAUUCUUCAUACAGAGCUCCACAUUCCAGAAUACCUCAGCCAAGAACUUGAAGAUCUCUUGACAAAGCUUCUCAACAAAGAUCCUAAGGAGCGACUUGGCUGCAAUGGCAACAUUCGGGAACACCCAUUUUUCCAUUCCAUUGAUUGGGUGAACCUAGAAAAGGGAAACGUACCACUGCCUUAUAAACCAGAAGCAAUGCCAUCAGUGGAUUUCAGCAAGACGUAUGAAGAGACGCUAUCGUUCUUGGAGUCCAUCAAGCAGAGAAUCUCUUCAAGAUACAUCACGCCUGAUGUCCAGCUGGCGCAGCCAAGUCAUUUCUUUACAAACGAGCCCUUCUGGAAUUCUCAAGCCCAACAAUCAGCUCCAUACUAUAGGUACCAUCAGGCUCCAUUUGGUCCAUCUGCCUAUAACAUCCAGCCAUACCCUGCAUAUUCUCCUAACCUCUACCCAUAUCAGUGGCUGCCACCAUCAGGUCCUAUUUCUGGACCUUACUAUCACCAUCUUGCUUUUGGUCGUGUCAAUCCACCAUUGGUUCCUUGGCCUCCAAACAUCAACACCGCUGGGCUCUUUCCAUCUCGCCUGCCUCUGCCUAAUUACAACUUUCCUCAUGUCUGGUAGCUUCCAUCGUCCUCCACCUCUCAUUCUUACCAUCAUUUUUUCAUUCUCUGCCUGCAGCCUUUUGCAUGGGCUGCUGCCUCAGGGCCCCAACACCGGCCCACUCCUUCGACCUCUGUCUGCAGCCCUUUCCACCAGCUGCUGCAUUUGACCCCCGAAAAUGGCCCAAUACAUCGGCCCCUGCCCUUUCCCCUGGCUGCUUUCUAGCCCCCAACACUGGCCCAUACCAUCAGCUUCUGCCUGCAGCCCUUUCCAACGGCUGCACCUGUGCCCCUGACAACGGCCCAUUACAUCAGCCUCUGCCUGCAGCCAAUUCCACCGGCUGCUGCGUCUGGGCCCCUGACAAUGUCCCAAUACAUCAAACUCUCCCCUAAAAAUCCAUCGGCCUCUGCCCACAACCCUUUCCAUCGGCUGCUUCCUGGCCCCUGACACCGGCCCAUACCAUCGGCUUCUGCCCGCAGCCCUUUCUGAUGGCUGCUGCAUAUGUGCCCCCGACAACGGCCCAAUAUAUCGGCCUCUGCCCUAAAUCCACCAGCUUCUGGCCACAGCCCUUUCUACCGGCUGCUUCCUGGCCCCUGACAUCAGCCCAUACUAUUGGCUUCUGCCAUCAGCCCUUUCCAACGGCUGCUGCAUCUGUGCCCCCGACAACGGCCCAUUACAUCGGCCUCUGCCUUCAGCCACUUCCAUCGGCUACUGCUUCUGGGCCCCUGACAACGGCCCAAUACAUCAAACUCUCCCCUAAAAAUCCAUCGGCCUCUGCCCGCAGCCCUUUCCACCGGCUGCUUCCUGGCCCCCGACACCGGCCCAUACCAUCAGCUUCUGCCCGCAGCGCUUUGCAAUGGCUGCUGCACCUGUGCCCCCGACAACGGCCCAUUACAUUGGCCUCUGCCUGCAGCCACUUCCAACCGCUGCUGCAUAUGUGCCCCCGACAACAGCCCAAUACAUCAGCCUCUUCCCUAAAUCCAUCAGCCUCUGCCCACAGCCCUUUCCACCUGGCCCCCGACACCGGCCCAUACCAUCGGCUUCUGCCCGCAGCCCCUUCCAACUGCUGCUGCACCUGUGCCCCCAACAACGGCCCAAAACAUCGGCCUCUUUCCUAAAUCCAUCAGCCUCUGCCCACAGCCCUUUCCACCGGCUGCUUCCUGCCCCCCGACACCGGCCCAUACCAUCAGCUUCAGCCCGCAGCCCUUUCCAAUGGCUGCUGCACCUGUGUCCCCGACAACGGCCCAUUACAUUGGCCUCUGCCUGCAGCCACUUCCACCGGCUGCUGCGUCUGGCCCCUGACAAUGGCUCAAUAUAUCAAACUCUCCCCUAAAAAUCCAUCGGCCUCUGCCCGCAGCCCUUUCCAUCGGCUGCUUCCUGGCCCCUGACACCGGCCCAUACCAUCGGCUUCUGCCCGCAGCCCUUUCCAACGGCUCCUGCACCUGUGCCCCCGACAACGGCCCAUUACAUCGGCCUCUGCCUGCAGCCACUUCCAUCGGCUACUGCUUCUGGGCCCCUGACAACGGCCCAAUACAUCAAACUCUCCCCUAAAAAUCCAUCGGCCUCUGCCCGCAGCCCUUUCCACCGGCUGCUUCCUGGCCCCGACACCGGCCCAUACCAUCAGCUUCUGCCCGCAGCGCUUUCCAAUGGCUGCUGCACCUGUGCCCCCGACAACGGCCCAUUACAUUGGCCUCUGCCUGCAGCCACUUCCAACGGCUGCUGCAUAUGUGCCCCCGACAACAGCCCAAUACAUCAGCCCAUCAGCCUCUUCGCUAAAUCCAUCAGCCUCUGCCCACAGCCCUUUCCACCUGGCCCCCGACACCGGCCAAUAUCAUCGGCUUCUGCCCGCAGCCCCUUCCAACUGCUGCUGCACCUGUGCCCCCAACAACGGCCCAAAACAUCGGCGUCUUUCCUAAAUCCAUCAGCCUCUGCCCACGGCCCUUUCCACCGGCUGCUUCCUGGCCCCCGACACCAGCCCAUACCAUCGGCUUCUGCCCGCAGCCCUUUCCAACGGCUCCUGCACCUGUGCCCCCGACAACGGCCCAUUACAUCGGCCUCUGCCUGCAGCCACUUCCACCGGCUACUGCGUCUGGGCACCUGACAACAGCCCAAUACAUCAAACUCUCCCCUAAAAAUCCAUCGGCCUCUGCCCGCAGCCCUUUCCACCGGCUGCUUCCUGGCCCCUGACACUGGCCCAUACCAUCGGCUUCUGCCCAUAGCCCUUUCCAACAGCUUCUGCAUCUGUACCCCCAACAAUGGCCCAUUACAUGGACCUCUGCCAGCAGCCCCUUCCGCCGGCUGCUUCCUAGCCCCCGACACCGGCCUUACCAUCGGCUUCUGCCAGCAGCCCUUUCCAAUGGCUACUGCAUAUGUGCCCCCAACGAUGGCCCAAUUCAUCGGAAUCUGUCAUAAAUCCACCAGCCUCUGCCCACAGCCCUUUCCACCUGCUGCUUCCUGGCCCCCGGCACCAUCAGCCUCUGCACACAAUCCUUUCCACCGGCUGCUGCCUCUGGGCCACUAACACCGACCCCAACACUGGCCAAUUCCAUCGGCCUCUGCACACAGACCUUUCCACCGGCUGCUGCCUCUGGGCUCCCGCCAUCGGCCCAUUAGUGAUCCAGGGACUAGUCCGACUGCCAUAUUGGAGUCAGGAAGGAAUUUUUUUCCCCUUCUGAGGCACAUUGGACACAGCCUUAGAAAGGUUUUUUCGCCUUCCUCUGGAUCACUUUAAUGAUAAAUAGGAAUUUAUUAAAUGAAAGGUUAAGCUAAGGUAUCGAAUCUAGUAUCCCAAAACCCAUUCUUCUUUAAUUUCCUAAUAAUGAGUAGAUAUUACCUUGUAAUACUCAAUGCUUCCACAGGUCCCAAACUUUCUGGCUAAUGGAUGCCAUACUUAUUAUAUAUAUCAAUCCCAAACAUAUAAUAAAUAUAAAAUAUCAGCAGAAUUGUACAGGAUAAAUGAUUAAAAACAUUAUAUGGCAAAAUGUAAUCACUAAACAUCAUAGGAUAAAUAGCAAAAAUUAGAUGGCAGAAAAUGUUAAAAACUCAAGGCUAAAGAAUACUAAUUAAAGAAUUUGGGAUAGUAAAAGGAUAAGGGAUACAAAAUUAGACAUGGUGAAAAAUAAGAAUAGUUACAAAUUCCAUAAUUAUAACUCCCUCAUUAUAGCAUCUCCUUCACUUAUUGGCAUCUCCGUGCAUCUUUAGUUAGACAUUUAAUAAGAUGGAUAGACUAAAAAUGAUGCAAGUUAAUAGGUUAGUAGAAACAAGCUGUCACCGUGUUUCUGAGUUUCAUACUAUUCAUUGGUAGGGGGUGGUCUGACUAAGCAAGUAGUUCUGUAGGACAACAGCACCAUACAGCCCCCCCUCUAGGAGAACAAACUUAAAUACAAACUUAAAGGAGAAUAAACCUUAACUAAGCAAUCUUCUCCAAAAAUGAUUGUUAAAAACCCCUCUCCUGAAACACUGGGUCGAAAAAAUCAAUUAUUCACUGAUGUAUCUAUUUUUAAACAAUUAUUUGUACGGAAUGCUUAAUUUCACAAUAAAGUUAAACCCUAACAAACUAAACAUGGUGUCC
Xenopus laevis (African clawed frog) is the source of this 6493-nucleotide messenger RNA. RefSeq names its product protein kinase C delta type-like. Bases 1174 to 2943 code for a protein of 589 amino acids. NCBI's taxonomy places the organism in Eukaryota, Metazoa, Chordata, Amphibia, Anura, Pipidae. The transcript is spliced from 10 exons. The record is from RefSeq and is a predicted model, not a curated record.